This is a messenger RNA of Brassica rapa (field mustard), 1454 nucleotides long. RefSeq names its product protein JINGUBANG. Gene Ontology annotation, molecular function: protein binding. The record is from RefSeq and is a predicted model, not a curated record. NCBI's taxonomy places the organism in Eukaryota, Viridiplantae, Streptophyta, Magnoliopsida, Brassicales, Brassicaceae.
ACAUUUCCUCAUACGCUCCAAUAUUGAAGUCUUUAAUUUUCUUGAUGCGAUGGUGAGAUCAAUCCAAGAAGGAGGAGUCUUGAUGAUGUCUUCAUCCUCUUCCUCCACAACCACAAGCAACAACGGAACCGACUCCGACGAUUCUCUCAGCCCCUCCUCCGCCUCUUCCAAAAGCUUCGUCCUCACCACUCUCCCUCCCCCCAUCACCGGCGCGUACAAGCCACUCGCCGUCCUCUCCGCUCACGUCGGCUCCGUUUCGUCUUUAGCUCUCUGCGGCGAGUUCUUGCUGAGCGCGUCUCAGGGGAAAGACAUCAUCGUCUGGCAACAGCCAGAUCUCAAGAUCUUUACCAAAUUCGGACAAGGAGACGGGUCCGUGAAGGCUUUGGUCAGCGUGGGAAGCAAAGUGUUCACGGCGCAUCAAGACAGCAGGAUCAGAGUCUGGAAAGUGUCACGGAGAAGCUCCGAGAACGCUUUCAGGCUCGUGGACUCGCUUCCCACGACGAAAGAUUACUUGGGGAAGUUUAUGAAACAGAGCAACUACGUUCAGACGAGGAGGAACCAUAAGAGGCUCUGGAUCGAACACGCCGAUAGCAUCUCGUGCCUUGCGGUACACGCAGGGAUAAUCUACUCAGGGUCGUGGGAUAAGACUCUUAAAGUGUGGAGAUUGUCGGAUCUUAAGUGUCUUGAGUCGAUCAAGGCACAUGACGAUGCUAUUAACGGUCUUGUUGCCGGAGAAGGCAGAGUAUACUCUGCUUCUGCGGACGGGAAGAUCAAGAUUUGGGGGAAAGAGAAGAGGAAGAAAGCUGAUUCGUCUUUGUCUUCUUCUUCUUCUUCUUGGUCACAUGUUCUGAAGGCGACACUGGAGGGUCAUGCGGAGGUUUCUGUGAACUCGGUGGUGGUUUCCGGCGAGGGGAAGUGGGUAUACGGAGGAGGGUCAGAUGGGUUUGUGAUGGGGUGGGAGAGGAGUGAGAAAGGAGGAGACUUUGAGGAAUGGAGAUUAGGGUUUGAGAUGAGAGGACAUAAGAUGGCAGUUCUGUGUAUGUGUGUGGUUGGGGAAAUGGUGUGUAGUGGAUCGGCUGAUAAGAGCAUUGGGCUGUGGAAGAGAGAAGAGAGUGGCAGGCUUUGUAAAUUUGGAGUCAUUCAUGGGCAUGAAGGUCCGGUCAAAUGCUUGCAAGCUUCUCCCAACAAUGUUGGUGCUGGAUUCAUGCUUUACAGUGGAAGUCUUGACAAGAGCAUAAGGGUUUGGUGGGUUUCAAAACAAGACUGUGUAGAAGAAGAGAAGAAGAAAACAAGUUUUAGGACAUUGUUGAUGCAACAGGGAUGAAAGAUGUUAAUAUUUGGUGUUUCUUUUUUGUGGGUUUUCAUAUACGUUUUGGUUUAUAUUUGUAAUUUGUUAUUCAAUUUGUAAAGUUUUUUUUUCCAAGAUAUAAAUGAUAUUGAUUCGUUUUGAUAGA